GUUCGUCAAAGAAAACGCCUUUUUGAGUGUAGGUAACAAGGAAGGGCAACGAAGUACCAAAACCGAGAAGGAGAGAAGUUAGAGAAAGGACUUCCACGCACGAUAGCAAAACAACAACCCUCAAGUUGUAGAGAAAAUGAAGGGUCUCCUACUCUUGCUGCCAGGUGUUUCCGCUGUUGUCCCAACUCAUCCAUUGCAACAAGCGGCACUGAAGAUUAGCCAGCGUGCGAAAACUAACCAAAAGGGGAAACAAGAUGGGAAGGUAACUCCAUGUGACAACGACUGAAUUCGAGUGUCAUGAUACUAGAUACGUUUAAGCAAUUCCAAUUAAGCCACUUGAAAUUCCAAUUUGACGAAAUCGAAAUUCUUCGUCAUAGACUUUUAUUCGUCAACACACGACCAGGUGCAGAAAACAACGGAGCAGGCAUCUAACCAGAAAGUCGAUGUCGACUCCACGGCAGUGACAAUGGCAGCCGCACGAAAAAUGCAAAAGCCCCUGCAACAGCACGUCGCAGCCCCUGUAGUAGACAAAGAGGUGAAGAAACUCCUACCUGUUCUCGAAAAAACAACUGCAGCUAGUGAGAAAGGAGUUACUACAAGAACAGAAGCAGUGACUACGACCUUGCAAGACCAGCAAUCUCCCUCGUCUGGAUCUUCAACCCCAACGUCCUCCACUGGUUACGUUGCCAGUCGCACUACCGAUUUUUUACGAGUCUUCUCCAGCAAGAAACGCUCUAAGAAGGAAGCUCCUGGAACAACAGACUGUGCCGAAUUCACCUACCACAACGUCGCGACUGACGCGGGAUGUCUGGCCUUGUGCGAGACCAUCAGCAACAUUGACGUCCGACGCAACUGUAAGUGGUAUUCGACGGAGGUAGACCUUUGCUCUACAUCCGAAUACGAGUAUGCAACUUUGAGCUAUAAGUUAAGAAACCAGUCAUGACCAUACAACAAUGUUGCAAAUCACCGUGAUCGCAAAUCACCGUGAUCAUGUUCUAGUUGUACUACUACUCCUAAAUUAACAACCGUCUACUUGUUGUACAAGAACGAAAUAUUAUAUGUAUAACAAGAUUUGUAAGAACCUCUAAUUUCCGGAGUAGGCGUCCCGCUGAACCUGAAGUCGCAGUGCGACAAGGGCAACGCCGUGCCACGAUGCAAGAUUUGCGACAGAGCCAUCAACUUCGAUGAGCAAGACUUCGUGCAUGAUGGUACUGCUAUUUUGCGUAGUACAUGAUCGAUGCAAGAAAAGAUGUUACUCGAAAACUCAAAAUAAGCGAGUUACUGACUGAAAUAAGGGAGGUACUAGCUUAUAGCAUCAAGGCUACUCAUCUUCCUUCUCAUCAGUAUCUCCCUUAUUUUCAGUAGUUACUUGCUUAUUUCAGUUUUUCGGGAUUUUCUGACUCGUGAUUUCAUUUUCUAACAACACACGCACCAACAAAGAAAUGACCAGGUGCUGGCGACUUCCCCUGGACCGUGCUGCAGUCGGAUACGAUGCGAUACGCGGUUGGCUGGUUCUCUUACCUGCUGUGGUGGGCAGUCUUCUUUAGCAUCUUCGGGGCUUUGAUCUUCUACGUGAGGAAGUAAGUCCGUAGCCAGGUUGCCGCAAACAUAGUGAAGCUUGCGGUUCGGGUUGGUUAGUUGUAACGUUAGAUAGACAGCUUCAUUGUAUAGUCAACAUCGACAUUGUUCAUGAUCAUGUCGAGCAAUGCUUGCAUAGCCAGUUGAAGAACAUUCACUACAUGUGUACUAGUCAUAUUCGAUUUCAAACAGAAACAGUGAUCAUGAUCCUAUUUUUCCAUCAUCCAAGAACGAAGUUUUUCCACCAUUUAUGUAUCAUGUCUACUUAAUAAGUACUUUUUUUUCCAACUCUCCUGAUGUAAAGAUUGCAGCUGUACUAUGCGAGAUAGCACUAGAAUGAUAUGCUUGGUCUAGUACGACCUAACAGAUUUUCGUGUUGAAGCGAUUUUUUUUUUUCAGAACGCUAAAGCGCGAUAUAAUUGCUGCGAUGGAAGAGACGGAUCACCGGGAGUUCCAGACAGACAGGAGAAGUCCUGCAACCAGAUAACACGAUCAUGAUCUUUUUUUCUUCUGUUCAGUUCAUACAUUCACUUUGUUUGAGAACAAA
Amoebophrya sp. A25 is the source of this 2125-nucleotide messenger RNA. NCBI's taxonomy places the organism in Eukaryota, Dinophyceae, Syndiniales, Amoebophryaceae. The record is from the annotation of a GenBank genome assembly.